Messenger RNA from Dreissena polymorpha, 2948 nucleotides. RefSeq names its product leucine-rich repeat protein SHOC-2-like. The coding region runs from base 261 to 2579 and encodes 772 amino acids. Gene Ontology annotation, molecular function: protein binding. The record is from RefSeq and is a predicted model, not a curated record. Lineage: Eukaryota; Metazoa; Mollusca; Bivalvia; Myida; Dreissenidae. The transcript has 5 exons.
CAGGUUACCUCCCCUGUCGUUAAGGUCGCUAUUGAAGUUAAUAAUAUCAUACUAAAAGUUAAUGUAUGUCGAGCAUGAAAUGUUGACGGUUUACAUUUAUUUACUACAAUGGAUGUGACAGUUUUUCACGGAUAAAUUACGGAUGCAUUUCUGGAGAGCGAUAUCAACUAGAAAUAUUAAAUAUAUUUGACUGUGCAUAAUUUACUGUAUAGCUGUAGGCCGACCCGAGUCCCGUGUUUGGCGAUCCCCCGGGGAUCACAAUGAGUAAGAAGAAGGAGGAAGAGAUAAUCCCCGCCAUGGGGCCGGGAAGCAAGAUCAGCGCCCUGGCGGCGCCCCUCCGCCGUUUCAUGAUCCGGCAGGGCAAGGCGGUCAUCAUCAACUUCUCCACGGCCAGCAUGAAGACGCUGCCGCUUGAGAUCUGGCAGAACGAGGAGAUCCAGCAGAACGCCAUUGAGCUGCGCGCCGAGAGCAACCGCCUUAAGAAGCUUCCCAAGCAGGUGUCGGACCUAGAAGUUCUUGAGACGAUCACCCUCCAGAACAACGCAUUGUCCGCACUUCCGGCGACCAUAUUCAAGAUGAAGAAGCUAGUGACCCUCAACGCGGAGAACAACAGCAUCAAGAGUAUACCGGGCUCCAUCAACAAGGCGCCCACGCUGAAGUACCUUCACCUGUCGAACAAUAAAAUCAAAGCUCUGCCAAAGACUAUUAACAAGUCGACGACGCUGGAGUUGGUCGACGUUUCACACAACGUGAUACGAUCCGUAAAAAAGAACAUUUACGAGCUGAAGGCCAAGCUGGUACUGCAUAAUAACCGUCUGGGUGAAUUGCCCGACGCAAGUAUCAAGAAUUCGGCGCUUCGGGUUUUAGAUGUGUCGCAUAAUCAGAUCGCGCACAUUCCGGACAAUAUAAAUAAUGUAGUGACCUUGACCUGGCUUGACCUUUCGCACAAUGAACUUGAGGACUUGCCAAGGGAGUUGGGUCUGCUGAAGUACCUGCAUUACCUGAAUGUGUCGCACAAUAGCAUAGCGUCGCUGCCCGAUGAGGUAACGACGCUGGAAUAUGCCCUCACCUACCUGCAUGCAAGUCACAAUAAAAUCAAAAGUCUUCCGGAGGACAUACACAAGCUUAUGCGGCUUCAGGUCCUGUCUGUGGGUAACAACGAAAUCGAGAAGGUGCCAAACCAAUUCUACGAGCUCAAGACCGUAAAAGACCUUGACCUUUCCGGUAACAAGAUUACCACAGCACUGGGCAUGAGCAAAAUCAAAACUGUCGAGUCACUGAAUCUCGCAAAUAACGCGCUUACGGAACUGCCUGACGAAAUCUUCCAGCUUAAGUCCCUGGUGUCCUUGAACGUUUCCGGGAACCAGCUGAAGGUACUUCCGGAUACCCUAAACAAGAUUAAGACCCUGAAGACGCUCCUAGCGGCCGACAACCGCCUGAGCCAGAUUCCGGACACGCUAGGAGAUGACCAACUUCUCACCGCACUUGAUAUCAGCAACAAUCGUAUCCAAGGGUUACCGCAGGAUAUGAAACGCCUGCGUAGCCUGGAGAUUCUAAAAAUUGCGGGAAACCAGAUUUCCGCUUUACCAAAAUCGUUGGACUCUCUAAGGUUUCUGUUUACCCUCGACGUUUCGAGAAACGCACUUACGGAAUUCCUGAUUCCCAAAACGGUUAAUUGCAUCAGCAUCGCGGCUAAUCCCUUGUAUCUGCCCUCGCAGGAUUCCAAAAGUGUUAUAAGUAUUUUAGGAGAGAAGGACUACGCGUCUCGGAUGGUGUUUCUGGACGCUUCAAGUCUCAAACUGGACGAAGUGCCAAUUAGCUUCUGUCACAUGAAAAUGCUAAGAACAUUGAAACUUGCUCAUAACUUAUUUAAAGAAAUACCAGAGGAACUGUGUAAACUGCGGGCAUUGGAAGAGUUAGAUUUGAGCGAUAACGAUUUGGGUUCAAUACCGGACAGUAUUCGAAAUAUGCAGAACCUUCGCGUUUUAGACCUUUCACAAAACAGGUUGAAUGAAUUCUGUGAAGGCUUAACGCAGCUGCACCAGCUAGAACGGUUGAACAUCAGUUUUAAUAAUCUUGUUGAGCUGCCUGAAAAUUUCGGCGAACUCCACAAACUGAUCUGGCUCGAUAUUUCCAACAACGAGCUCGAUCACCUGCCGAUGGACCGCUGGGAUAUUCUGGCGUCCAUGUUGGAGCUAAAUAUAACUAAAAACCACGUGAGGGAGGUCCCACCCGACCUUCCUUACCUGUAUCGAAUCAAAGUGUUGCGCGCACAGAGCAACGACAUUACGGUGAUACCGAGUGACAUCGUGAAAAUGUCCAGUCUGGAGGUGCUGGACCUAAAAGAUAACAUGCUGGAGUCACUUCCGGAAUCCAUUUGUAAACUUCCGGCGCUCAAGGAACUAGACGUGUCCGACAACAAACUGAAGACGUUCCCGGGAAAAAUGGAGCAGCUAAAACAGCGUGCCAAAAUUACGUCGGAGGGGCAGUCAGCGUACAAACAGAGGGACCCGCCUCCCGACGGCCUUAAAACGGGAGAGGCGCAGACGGUCAAGUCGGACGACAAGAAGGAAGAGUAACCGGAAGUUCGUCGAAACCGAUAUUUGUUUUCAUGUAUUCUUAUAUUUUGCGAUCUGCAAAUAAUUAUGUUUUUGUAUUUUACUGUAUUGUAGACCGUCGAAUACUGUACAUUUAUUUGAUUUCGCGGUGACCAAAUUUGGUGCGCUUUUUUCAAAUCGCGGUUUUAAAUUCUUUUUUUCGGCGUUUUUGUUUUUUAUGUACACCAAUUUGUUUGAAAUUUAGCAAAAUAAUAUAACUUUAUACCGCAAAAAGAUAUGUUUAGUGUUUAGUAUGUAGGAAAUAUUUUCAGGUUUUGUUUUCAAGCUGCUCUCUGAAAUUCAUAUGUUUAUUCACGUACAUAUUAUUACAUAUAAAUUAUAUUUUGUUUU